Rubroshorea leprosula is the source of this 602-nucleotide messenger RNA. Lineage: Eukaryota; Viridiplantae; Streptophyta; Magnoliopsida; Malvales; Dipterocarpaceae. The record is from the annotation of a GenBank genome assembly.
ACUCAAUUUCUUUUUCUUGUUCAAUUGGGUGGAAUGACUAUUCCUUGUUCAAUAUGUAAAAGUAGGGCAAAAUAAAGAAGGGUAUUUCAAAGUCUAGAAGAUAAGAAUAAGACAUCAUUGAUAGGUACCUUAAGACUCUAAGGGAGGAUUAGGAUUGAUCUAUGCUGUCUGUAAGUGGAUGGCUUAAUAUUCUCAAUAAAUGCAGUUAGGAUUAGUCUACAUUGUAAGUGUUGCUCAAGGGAAGACGCUCUAUACUGAAGUGUUGCUCAAGGAAAGAUGGUGCUGUUGGAGCUGUGGUGUCAAUGCUGCACAGGUGGCAGCAAAUGGAAAGAAGGCUGCACAGGUGGCAGCAAAUGGAAAGAAAGCUGCACAAGUGGCAGCAAAAUGAAAAGAAGGGAGAGCUGCACCAAAGCACGGUAGCAGCAAAGUGCAGCAACCUAUACUGCAAAAUGUUGAUGAAAUGUUGGUGAAAUGAGGCUGAAAUGUAAUGCAAAUGAAAGCAAAUGGAAGGCUGCAAAGUAGCAGCAAGAACAGCCACAUGGAGCCACACAAAUGGAAGCAAGACUUUUAAUGUAAUCUUGCAUUAAAUGUUUUGUAGAUUU